AUGAAGAUCCAAUGUUUACUCCUUGUCGUUUUGACAAUUGCCAAUCUUCAGUCUUCUUCGGCUGAUGUCCGGGGUGAAACUUGCACUGAUGACAACGGUUGCCCCAAAGGCCACCGCUGUGGCACGGAGUCUUGUAUUGAAAAUGCCAGGGUUUUGAGAGGCAUGGAACCAAUGGAUGUUGUGCAAGGCGAGGCAGCUGGUAGUGCCGAUGGCGACCACCAGCCUCGGCUCAAUCAGCGAUCUUUGACUGGGGGUUAUAAGGGUUGUCUGGGCGAGAGGGCUUUGAGGGGAACGCAUCGGUCCUUGCAAGUGCAAGAUGGUGUGGCAGCAGCUGAAGAUGAAGGUACACAAGCCGACCACGAGUUUCAUAUGAAGAAUGCUGAGCGAAUGUCGUGA
Seminavis robusta is the source of this 396-nucleotide messenger RNA. The record is from the annotation of a GenBank genome assembly. Lineage: Eukaryota; Bacillariophyta; Bacillariophyceae; Naviculales; Naviculaceae.